Messenger RNA from Peromyscus eremicus (cactus mouse), 2203 nucleotides. It is a transcript of the gene Herpud1, whose product is annotated as homocysteine inducible ER protein with ubiquitin like domain 1. Bases 423 to 1610 code for a protein of 395 amino acids. The transcript is spliced from 8 exons. The record is from RefSeq and is a predicted model, not a curated record. NCBI's taxonomy places the organism in Eukaryota, Metazoa, Chordata, Mammalia, Rodentia, Cricetidae. Gene Ontology annotation, cellular component: endoplasmic reticulum membrane. Gene Ontology annotation, molecular function: transmembrane transporter binding. Gene Ontology annotation, biological process: ubiquitin-dependent protein catabolic process; endoplasmic reticulum unfolded protein response; endoplasmic reticulum calcium ion homeostasis.
GGCGGGCCACCCGGGCUCAGGCACCGCAGGCACCCCGCGCUAGCGCCCCUGAACAGGACCAGCGCCCCGGAGCGCACCCCGACAUGGCCGCCGAAGCCGGGCUCCCGCGCCGCAGCCGAGACUCGGGAUGACGCAACGGCGGCGGGUUGCAUCAGCCCGCACCCUCGCGCUCAGCCCGCCCCAUCGCCGCCCUGCCCCGGGCGCUGAUUGGGCCACGUUGGGCACUGACCUCCGUCUCAGCCAAUGGGCGGCAGCCACAGAGAGCGCAGUCUGUGGCGCCCUGGCGCGGGGCGCCCAUAAAAGGUACCCGAGACGGGGGGCGCGCGUCCCAAAGACGCCAAGUGUCGUUGUGGAGUCUCAGACGGCCGCGCCGCCGCCCGCUCGGCAUCCUUGAGCGCAGCCGAGCCGCCAACGCCGCAGACAUGGAGCCCGAGCCGCAGCCAGAGCCGCAGCCCGAGCAGGUCACGCUGCUGGUGAAGAGCCCCAACCAGCGCCACCGCGACUUGGAGCUGAGCGGCGACCGCAGUUGGAGUGUGAGCCACCUUAAGGCCCACCUGAGCCGAGUCUACCCCGAGCGCCCGCGCCCGGAGGACCAGAGGUUAAUAUAUUCUGGGAAGAUGCUGCUGGAUCACCAGUGUCUCCGAGACUUGCUUCCAAAGCAGGAAAAGCGACACGUUCUGCACCUCGUGUGCAGUGUGAAGAACCCCUCAAAAAUGCCAGAAGCCAGCACAAAGGGUGCUGAAUCCACAGAGCAGCUGGCUAACACUAAUCAGGCACAGCAUCCUGGGGAUUCCUCGAGCGAUGGUUUAAGGCAACGGGAAGUUCUUCGGAACCUUUCUCCCUCCGGAUGGGAGAACAUCUCAAGGCCUGAAGCUGUCCAGCAGGCAUUCCAAGGCCUCGGGCCUGGCUUCUCUGGCUAUACAACCUAUGGGUGGCUGCAGCUCUCCUGGUUCCAGCAGAUCUAUGCAAGACAGUACUAUAUGCAAUACUUAGCUGCCACUGCGGCAUCAGGAGCUUUUGUCCCAACACCAAGUGCACAAGAAAUACCUGUGGUCUCUACGCCGGCUCCAGCCCCUAUUCACAACCAGUUUCCAGCCGAAAACCAGCCAGCCAAUCAGAACGCAGCUGCUCAAGUGGUUGUUAAUCCUGGAGCCAAUCAGAACUUGCGGAUGAAUGCCCAAGGCGGCCCUCUUGUGGAAGAAGAUGAUGAGAUAAACAGAGACUGGCUGGAUUGGACCUACUCAGCAGCGACCUUUUCCGUGUUCCUCAGCAUCCUCUACUUCUACUCCUCCCUGAGCAGAUUCCUCAUGGUCAUGGGCGCCACCGUUGUCAUGUACCUGCAUCACGUUGGAUGGUUUCCAUUCAGACAGCGGCCGGUCCAGAACUUCCCUGAUGACGGUCCUCCUCAGGAAGCUGCAAACCAGGACCCCAACAAUAACCUCCAGGAAGGCACGGAUCCUGAAACGGAAGACCCCAACCGCCUUCCCCCAGAUCGUGACGUGCUGGACCCUGAGCAGACCAGCCCUUCGUUUAUGAGCACAGCCUGGCUGGUCUUCAAGACUUUCUUUGCCUCUCUUCUUCCAGAAGGCCCGCCAGCGAUAGCAAACUGAUGGCACUUGUGCUGUCGCUGGAGGCUUCAACAGCUCGGACUGGAUCAUCUGGCUCCAGCUCAUUGUCCUCACCUGGUGUGACUCAGCAGAGUCACUGAAAACCCACAGGAUGGUGAUGUGCUUUUGUGCCAAGCAGAAGCACAAACUAAGACAUGAAGCCGUGAUACAAACUGAACAGGGCCCCUCAUGUCUUUAUUCUGAAGAGCUUUAAUGUAUACUGUAUGUAGUUUCAUAGGCACUGUAAGCAGAAGGCCCAGGGUCGCAUGUUCUGCCUGAGCACCUCCCCAGAUGUGUGUGCAUGUGUGCUGUACAUGGAAGUCAUAGACGUGUGUGCAUGUGUGCUCUACAUGGAAGUCAUAGAUGCAGAAGUGGUUCUGCUGGUUCGAUUUGAUUCCUGUUGGAAUGUUCAAAUUACACUAAGUGUACUACUUUAUAUAAUCAGUGAAUUGCUAGACAUGUUAGCAGGACUUUUCUAGGAGAGACUUACGUAUAAUUGCUUUUUAAAAUGCAGUGCUUUACUUUAAAACGAGGGUGACUUGGCAGAGGUGUGAAGCCUUUGCUGGGUUUUCUGUUCAAUAAAGUUUUGCUAUGAA